AAGUAGGAUUUAGUGGGACUAGAACAACCCUAAAAGGAUUUCUCCCCAUGGGUCUUUUUUGUUGAGAUAUGAAGGUUUCAAGUUUAGGACCAAAAAUGUAGAUAAAUUGGUUGUUGUGCUUGAAUUAUAAUACUAAUAUAUAUCAAAAGAAAAAUUUAUGAUCCAAAAUAUUUACACACUGAAGUGUUUUACGCGUUUUUCUAUAGAUCAUUUUGAGAGUUGUGUAAAGGUUGCUGAAGCCCUUUUCUUUGCUGAUCUGAAAGAUGGAAAAGCUGAAACAUUCGAUUCGAUCAUUAGAACAAGUAAAAACGAGUUUUUAGUUUAUUUCUGCAUGACAGUUUAGUGAAUGUGAUAACUGACGAAAAAGUGAUCGAAACAUAGGUCUUUUCAGCAGUGACUCCAUAUCAUGAAAGGCGACUGGUCGCAUAAUUGUUCGCCACAUUUUUCGCGGUCAAAAGAAAAACAAAUUUCCUUAACGUUUUGAAAUGGACCCGGAUUUUCUUUCGAGUAGCCGCUGGCGUACCAUGCGCGUUUUAUCAUAGGAACAAAUAUAGAACUGCUCAUUUGAUUAUGAAUCAACUACUGCAGACGUAUGAUAUUGUUUCGUUCACUCAUAUUGAUGUUGAGUUUAUCUGAUCGCACUCGAUUAUAGGCUUUCCUAGCGAUAGCCUUCCAUUGUCCAUUAAAAUAGACAUCCAAAGAUUGUAUUAACAAUGUCGUUCUUGGAGAAAUUUAGACGUUCGAGGUUUUUUAAAUUUUCGUGGAGAGUUUUAGCUCCUUGUGUUCACCACGAGUUGGAAAGCAAUAGGUAUUUAGAAUUUUUCGACAGAGACGGUGCGAGAACAUGGUCUCUCCAAUACUCCACUAACGAAGCUGUUAAUUUUCCAGAGGCACUACAUGUACAGACAACAUUGUCUGGUUUGAACAGAUGCACCUUGAUAUUGUCAGACAUUUUACCUUUAACUUCUUUCAAACAAACAAAAACUGGCCCGAUUAGAUGCCCACCAAGACUGAUUAUUUGUUGAACAGCAUAUGAAUGUGUUGUUGGACUGAUUGAACGUACACACCCGACAGUCGUCUUCUCGCCUUGAUAUGACUGUGUACGAUUAGAAUGAAGUUCUAGUUCUAUUCCUAUCUGAUCCGUGUUAAGAAUAUUGUCGUCAUCAUAUUUUUGAAAAAUCUCACGAGCCUCAGUUACAAAACUAUCAGCUGAUUGAACAAUACUUUAGCUCUUUCGUUAACCGUUAUCUAACACUCCUACCUGAUCAAUUGUUUAUAUAUUAUAGUCCAAAACUAAUACAACUGCGAUGUCAUACACAUCUGUAUCGAAAUAUUUAUCGUCAGACGGUGAAAUAUUGUUCAUUCACAAAGAAACAAACGGGUGAAAAUCAUGAAAUGGGUAUAUACGACCGGAAUAGCUCUUGUCUUCUGUCUAAUUUUACCAUUUCAUUCAUCAAGAAGUGGAACAACAAGUGGAAGAAUUACAAGAGCAAAAUUCCACAGAAGAUGAUCCAACGAUCGAAGAAGAUGAACUGGCAGAUGAAGAGAUCGACGAAGAAAUUGCUCAUCUGCUAGCCGCCGAGCUAUCAGCGCCACCACACGCACAUACUUGCAUCAACAAUGAACAUGAUUAUGCUCAACAAUCGUGUCCACCAAACAACGAAGACAGUGCAGUCGUCAUACAUCUUCCGGAAACACGAAGCUUCAACAGUUUUAUGGGACAGAGAUUUAUCGAAGAUAUUGUGAUCUUGGUGACUAUCGAUUGCGUGAGGAGUUUGAAAGGCGGCGAUUGUAGCCACAUAUUGGCUGCAAAACGAAAUGCUGGAUUGCCAAUUAUCCAACCAAAACCUAAUAUGGAAAAAUUGAGAGAAGCAUCAAAACUGGAAAAGAAUAUCAAAAAGUCGGGUACAAAAAAGCCAAACGUUUUGGAUAAAGAGACGCCAACAAAUUCAACAAAAAUAGUCCAGACAAAAUUAGUUAAAAAACCAACAAAAGUUACUCAAUGUCGAACACCAUUGGCGAAUAUACUCAAUAUCAGUGACGAUGAUUUUUGA
This is a messenger RNA of Didymodactylos carnosus, 2054 nucleotides long. The record is from the annotation of a GenBank genome assembly. NCBI's taxonomy places the organism in Eukaryota, Metazoa, Rotifera, Eurotatoria, Philodinida, Philodinidae.